UUUAGGAUCGAGGCUAUCGAUAGGUGCAUGGAUAAAUCCUCUCGUCGAUUAGUUGACUUUACACCGCCAUGGAAGAAGGUGGCACUGAUAGUAACUCCACUGACACGAUAACCAUGUCGGAAGCGGUUACCGUCACCAGUCCACAGAGCACCACUGUGGUGAUCGGAAUGGCUGCAGUACUCAUAACAGUCGCUGUCGCCUGGUGGCACCAGAGGGUGACGGGAAGGAACAGGGUACCCACCAAGUGGCGACGCGUUGGUGAGAUCAGUGAGAUGACUAUCUACCCACUCAAGUCUGGCCGUGGAGUCGAGUUAAAGGAGGCAUUUUGUACUGACCUUGGUUUGCGGACGGUUAUCGACCAGACCACGGAGCUCCUGGACAGAACUUUUCUAGUGUUUGGUUCCGAUGAUCGGACAUACAUGACUGCAGCAAGAUUUCCUAAGAUGCUACUCAUCACUAUCACCCCAGAAAGUGAUGGAAUUGUUACCUUUCGUGCCCCAGAUAUGCCGGAACUCCAGUAUAAGAUUCCGGAUAGCAGCGAGGGCUUGACAACAUCUACUUGCAUUGUUUGGUGGAGUGAAGUGGUGAAAACUCUUGACUGUGGAGAGGAGGCAGCAACCUGGUUUUCAAGGUUUAUCCUGGGAAAAGACAAGGGGGCGAGACUCGGGUACUACCCCCAAGAGAAUCCUGAGUUCAGGCGAGACAUCUCUAAGGUGAAACUGACUGCAUUCCAGCAGCACUACAAGAAGUUGAACGAUGAUGAUGUGGGAGCAUACACAUAUUUAUCUGGAUUCAUGCUAUUGAGCGAGUCCACCAUGGAUGACCUCCGGUCCAGACUGCCUGAACGCCUGAGAGAUUUAAGCCACAGGCGUUUCCGAGGCAACUUUAUUGCCCGGAACACAAUUCCCUACGAGGAGGACAAAUGGGACUGGGUCAGGGUGGGUGAGCAAGCCAUCUUCAGGACGGUGAAACCCUGCACAAGGUGCACCAUCGUAAAUGUAGAUCCUGAGACGGCAGUGAGGGACCCCGAGAUGGAGCCGCUACGCACCUUGAGAUCUUAUCGUCUGGUAACUACACCUGGAGCAAAAGAUGUGGAAGGAGUGGACCCUAUAAUGGGAGUGUACCUUGGUCUUCGGAUUCCUGGAGUAGUAAAAGAAGGAGACCCGAUUUAUGUCGGUUACGAUCAAUAGGUUAGGUAUGCGUGCGAGUCGGUUUUAUGACAGACGUGGAUAAAGAGUGAAACUGUAUGCUUCACAUAAGUGGGACACAAUUUUUGAGCUGUCACAUUAUUUAUUUAUUUCUAUUAAUAUAUUAGUGAAGGCAAUGAGAGAAUCACAGGAUGUGUGUGUAGAAAAAAAUUAAUAAUCGUAUGUGUAAUGGAUACCGAGGAAAUAUAAGCUAUCUAUUAUAUAAGUUUACACAUAGUCUAUUUGGGGUCUGGUGUCUUGCUGAAUGAUAAUGAAUUAUCUCUCCAUUUGAUAAACUAAAAUCAUUUAAGGAAAUACCGAGACUAUGGGAUCGUGUGUAGACCGUUUCACAGCUUACAUGAAGAUUCAAAAUGUGUUAAUAGGAGAUAACUAGAAUAAUAGUUGCCUGUGGUUAUAUAUAAAAUAUUAAAACUGAAAAAAUUGCGACGUAUACAGAAUUGUACUACCUAUUAAAUAAACACAUCGUACAGACACUUAUUUUACAGUUCUAGUUUGCAUAUUUAGCCAGCGUGAUAUAAGUUUCUGGUAUGUAACUGCACGGAAAAAUAAAAUGUGACGGCUGAUGGCGUAUCUUCCUUACAUUACCAUUACAUCUUCAUUGUUAUUCAAGAAACUGUGUUAACUGCUGCUCAUAAACUGUCUUCAUGAAAACAUUUUUGUG
Zootermopsis nevadensis is the source of this 1869-nucleotide messenger RNA. RefSeq names its product mitochondrial amidoxime-reducing component 1. Lineage: Eukaryota; Metazoa; Arthropoda; Insecta; Blattodea; Termopsidae. The record is from RefSeq and is a predicted model, not a curated record. Gene Ontology annotation, molecular function: pyridoxal phosphate binding; catalytic activity; molybdenum ion binding.